AAGCGGAAGUCACAAUGGGCGCCUACAAGUACGUUGAGGAGCUGUGGCGGAAGAAGCAGAGCGAUGUGCUCCGCUUCCUCCUCCGUGUGCGGUGCUGGGAGUUCCGCCAGAUGCCCAGCAUCGUGCGCCUGACGCGUCCCUCCCGCGCGGACAAGGCCCGCCGCAUGGGCUACAAGGCCAAGCAGGGCUACGUUGUGUACCGCGUGCGCGUUCGCCGCGGCAACCGCAAGCGGCCUGUGCACAAGGGCAUUGUCUACGGCAAGCCCGUUAACCAGGGUAUCACCCAGCUGAAGCCCGCCCGCAACCUGCGCAACGUGGCUGAGGAGCGCGCCGGUCGCAAGUGCGGCGGUCUGCGCGUCCUGAACUCUUACUGGGUCAACCAGGAUUCGUGCUACAAGUACUUCGAGGUGAUCAUGGUGGACCCCGCCCACGCGGCCAUCCGCAACGACGCCCGCAUCAACUGGCUGUGCAACCCCGUGCACAAGCACCGCGAGCUGCGCGGCCUGACCUCCGCCGGCAAGAACUACCGCGGCCUGCGCGCCAAGGGCCACCGCGCCAGCAAGACCCGCCCCUCGAAGAGGGCCAGCUGGAAGCGCCGCAACUCGCUGUCGCUGCGCCGCUACCGCUAAACGUUUACUCCUCGUGGUGUUUGAUCAUCCGCCUGGCGCUGCUACAUUUAUCUGGUUUUGUAACGACUUGGCUAGCGGAUUUG
This is a messenger RNA of Astrephomene gubernaculifera, 712 nucleotides long. Lineage: Eukaryota; Viridiplantae; Chlorophyta; Chlorophyceae; Chlamydomonadales; Astrephomenaceae. The record is from the annotation of a GenBank genome assembly.